UAGUGCAGGCGGAGCGGAGAGGUCGAGUGGGGGUGUAGGGAGAGAUGAGGGUCUGGAGGUAGCUGGGUGCAGUCUGAUCAAGGCAUCUGUAGGCUAGUACAAGAGUCUUGAACUGGAUGCGAGCGGUGAUCGGGAGCCAGUGGAGCGAGCGGAGUAGUGGAGUAGCGUGGGUGAAGCGAGGUAGAGAGAACACCAGGCGAGCAGCAGAGUUCUGGAUGAAGCAGCAGAGUUCUGGAUGAGUUCUGGAUGAGUUAAAUGGCUGGGCACUUUUAAUAACUUGGUGUUUUUUCACAUUUCCAAUGUGUUUUUGCUUCUUUCUACACACGUGCGGGGACUGUGGAAAAGACGGAGCUCGGAACUCUUGUUGACAGUACGCCACCAAAGGUUUCUAUAGUGUAUCAUUUCUAUAUAAAGAACCCAUUGCCCCAAGAAUUCCCUAUCAGGAUGGAUUCUGGACCCCUGGCGGUGCACCUUGCUGUUCGCCAGUGUAUCAACACCCUGUCCACGUCCCGGGACAUUACUGAGGUCACCGAAGCACUCCGUACAGCUGGACGCUAUUUGUCUGGAACUGAAGAUGACCCGCCUGCCUGUCAGAGGGAAGAGUUUGCCAGGGCGCACUACACCAAACUCCUGCAGUUCCUCAUAAGCAACCUCAAUGCCCAUUGGCUGGAGCUGCUAACCCCAGAGCAGCACAUGGACUUGUGGGUCAGUUUGUUCUUAAACGGGCCUCCAGACCAAGUUCUGCUGGUGCUGCUGGAUUGUGUGAACUCUUGCAGCAUGAGCUCUGGGUUGGAGAGGGGCCUGGAUGUCCUGGAGUAUUUCCUGCAGAGAGGUCGGCUCAGUGCCCUGCUGUGGGCCACGUGUCAGGGGCCUCCCCCCGCCAACUCCCCCCAGCUUCGAGACGCCCUGCUGAGCCGCCUUGUUGCCCUGCCUGACCUCCUCGCCAACCGCCUCCAGGAGCACACCCGCCCCGCAUUCCAGCCACUCCACUACUACCCCCUGCUGGCCAGGGAGCUCUCUGUGGCGCUGGAGAGGACCUGCCAGGCUCUCAGGGAUGGAGUGGACUGCUCCCUAUGCUUCGUGGCUCAGCUCCUAGGGAAGGCCUGUGUUCAGGGACAUGGCAAGGAAAUGUUUGGUGUGCUGGUGCCCUGCCUCUCAGCCCUCACACAAUCAGAUUUUGUGUGGAAGAGGGUCUGCUGGCAAUUGGUGGAGAGCGUCCCAGACCGGUGGAUGGAGGGUGUGGUUUCGGGUUUGGUUCAGACUGUGGACGGGUCAGCCGCUCUUUCCCGCUUGCUGGGAAACGUGGUUCUAAAGAAUAAAAAAGCCCAGUUUGUUAUCACAAACAAACUCCUGCUUCUGCAGUAUAAAUACAAGACCCCCAUGCUGCAGAGCCUGCUGGGAUACCUUGCAGAGGACAGUGGACGACGCCCUCUUCUCAUUCAGGUGUUGAAGGCUCUCUGUGGCACUUGGUCAAGCUGCAGCGCGGUGAAGCACUCCCCCAUUGAGCAGCAGCUUUACAUCAGCAAGGCUCUGCUGAUCUGUCUGGGGCUCCUGAGAGACAGCGAGGUGCUGGAGCACAGGGAGGAGCUCCUGCAGUGCAUGUUGUCAGGGAUGCAGUGCCACCUGGACAGCAGCAUCCCGCGAGUGCACCACCUGGGCAAGGUGGUGGGGGAGAGUCUGAGCGCCAGGCUGGACCCAGGGGGCACCCGGCUCCAAUUCCAGUACGAGUUGGACACUGAGACGAAGGAGCUUCUCUCUCUACUGUCUCCACCCCCUGCCCAUCAGCAGCCCCCUGAAACUCUGCCUCCUGACAGCAGGACAGAGCCUGCUCCUAAGAGCCCCAGCUCAGAGAGGGAGGAGGGCAAAGCUGGCGUGCCAGCGGCUCGGCCAAUCAAACAGCACAGCUCGGAUUCGGAGUUGGAUAGUGAUGAUGAGCUCACUCCCUACGACAUGACGAGAGAUGGGGAGCUGGGGGGAGCCCUCGCCCCACGGUACAUCAGGGACUGUCUGGAGGCCCUGACCAGCUCUGAGGACCCUGGAAAGGUGGAGGUCUCUCUUGGAGCUGCAGAGGGGCUGAUUAAAAAGAACCCUGCUGCCACCAGAGAGGUAAGCGUGGAGCUGGUGAAAGUGCUGCUUCACCUGGAGGACCGGUUCAACACGCAGGGAUUCCUGAGGCUGCGUCAGAGAGCCAUGGUGUCUCUCACGGUCACCGACACCCUCGCGGUUACAGGGUACCUGACUACAGAGUUCUACUCCCUCAACUACAGCCUGCGCCAGCGACUGGACAUCCUGGAGGUUUUGGCUCUGGCAGCACAGGAUCUCUCUCAACCAACCUCUGCAAACUCUGCCCCCUCCAAACAUAAGCCGCCUCCUCUGAUACAGCCUGUUUCCACGGAGACGGCCCCUGACCUCCAAGGCACCGGCCAGCACUGGAGGCGUGUCGUGGACCAGCGAAUCGAGAGCAAGACCAGGCGGUUUGGCAAGGGAGCCCCCAGGACAGGUAGCAGUGCUGCUCCAAGCCGCUUCGCUCCAGUCGCCGGCUGCUUCUUCUUCCCUCUGCUCCGCAACUACGACAGACCACAGGUGACCUUUGACCUGCUGGGAAGUGACCACCUGGUCCUGGGUCGUCUGGUCCACACUCUGGGGGUCCUGAUGUACUUUGCUGUCAACGCCCCGGUGGCCACUCAGAUGGGGAAAGCUCUGCUGGACUUCGUUUGGGCCAUUCGGUACCACACAGACCCGGUGGUUCGGCAAGGGGUCCUUUUCGCUGUCUCUGCUGUGCUGCUGAGCGUGCCCAAUGAGCGAAUGUUUUCGGAGCUGAGUGAUGAAAUGCUGGAGGCUAGGGCGUGGCUAGGAGAUGUGGCAGAGGCUGAUCCUGAUGCAGACUGCCGGGGUCUGGCGGGGCAGAGCCUGCUGCUGCUGGAGAAGAUCCUGAAGAAGAGUAUAGGGAGUCCUUCUCUUGGACCCAACGACAAGGCCCUGCAGCUUUGAGGAGCCAUGCAAGCCAGGGGACGCAGCCAGUCAACUGGCCGCAAGGGAGCGAUUGAGUGAGGAAGAGCAAGAGGCUUGGAAGUGCUUGAAGAGCUGCCAGGUCACACUCGCAGGAUGUCACAUCUGGAACAGCCUGCAUAAGCAGGGGAAGAAGGUGGGCUGCCAUCCUUGGUACAAACUCAAUGGAUGAAAUAUUUAUAGACUUGGCAUACGCAAGGAGUUGCCAAAAAUACUCACAGGGAAGGCGGUUUUUGUUUGUUUUAGAUCCAAUUGUUUUCCUGCCCUUCCAGUUUUGUACUUAGGUUGUUGCAGGUGUGUUUGGGGAAGUUGUAUAAUAAUUUAAGGCUAUGUUCCCCCAUUACCAAAAAUAAAUCUUUUUUUCCCCUUAA
This is a messenger RNA of Acipenser ruthenus (sterlet), 3380 nucleotides long. It is a transcript of the gene telo2, whose product is annotated as TEL2, telomere maintenance 2, homolog (S. cerevisiae). The coding region runs from base 445 to 2991 and encodes 848 amino acids. Gene Ontology annotation, biological process: telomere maintenance via telomerase; protein stabilization. The transcript is spliced from 21 exons. Gene Ontology annotation, cellular component: cytosol. Lineage: Eukaryota; Metazoa; Chordata; Actinopteri; Acipenseriformes; Acipenseridae. The record is from RefSeq and is a predicted model, not a curated record. Gene Ontology annotation, molecular function: telomeric repeat DNA binding; Hsp90 protein binding.